This is a messenger RNA of Paramecium tetraurelia, 2028 nucleotides long. RefSeq lists its product as uncharacterized. Gene Ontology annotation, molecular function: ATP binding; cyclin-dependent protein serine/threonine kinase activity. Gene Ontology annotation, biological process: protein phosphorylation; regulation of mitotic cell cycle. Gene Ontology annotation, cellular component: nucleus. The transcript has 2 exons. NCBI's taxonomy places the organism in Eukaryota, Ciliophora, Oligohymenophorea, Peniculida, Parameciidae. The record is from RefSeq and is a predicted model, not a curated record.
AUGCUGUUAAAAAAAAAAAGAGAAUUCGAAAAUCAGAAAGGGAAGGAGAAUAUUUUAGUUUAAAGCUCGUCUAAUAAAAAGGGAGAAUUUUAAGUAAAGCAAAAACUUCUGUUACCAAAAGUUCUACUUUAUAAAUUAUUCCUUUUUUUAACUCCAAAAGAGAUUAAUAAAGUUAUCAGAACACUCAACCAUCAAUAUUUGUAAUUAAUAAGUCAACAAUUCUGGAAUGUAAGAUUUUAAUUGAGAUUUUAGUAUUAUAACAGAUACAAUCCUUUGUAAUUCGACGACCUAUAUUAAAAGUUCAAAUUUCUCUAAGAAAGAAGAUCGAAAGGCAAAUUAUAUCAAGUCUGUAAUAGAUUGACUGGUUAACAAUUUGUGCUUCGAGAACUUGACACAAUUAAGGCAAACGCAAAUCAUAAUGAUGGAGUGUAGACAUCAGUUCUAAGAGAGAUUUCGUAUCUGAAAUCAUUAAAAUCUCAUCUUAACAUAGCUUCAAUUGUUUAGGUUAAAAUCACCAAUCAUAUUGUAUCAAUCUUAUAUGAAUAUUACCCUUUGAAUUUAAGAGAUUAAUUGAAAUAGACAGAGUUAUCAAUUGAAUAGAUUAAGUCUCUAUUUUUGCAAAUAUGUUAAGGUGUUGAAUAUUUACAUUAGAACCAUAUAUUACAUCGGAAUUUGAAACCGGAUAAUAUUUUCAUAAAUAAUAAAGUAGUUAAAAUUUCAGAUUUUGGGAUGUCUAGAUUAGAAACCUAUCCCAUAAUUCCAUAUACACCAGAGGAUCCAAAAGAGAGAGAAAGAUCGAAUAGAGAGGUCAAAAGAUUGUGGUAUAGAGCUCCAGAAAUGCUAUUUAGAAAAUAGUAUUACAGUUGUGAAAUUGAUAGUUGGUCAUUGGGAUGUAUUUUAGCAGAAUUGGCGUUAAGGAGUCCAUUAUUUGGUGGCAAAACAGAAAUCGAAUAUUUGUUUGAGGUGUUUCAAUUUUUGGGAUCACCUGAUGAAAAUGACUGGAAUUCCAUAUCAAGUGAUGUUAAAAUUAAAUUCCCUUAGUGGAGAAAGUAUAGUUUAUAGAUUAAUGAACUAAAGAAAAAUGAAAUAAUAGACAUAGUUUAGAAUAGAAAGUAGAUCUACGAAAAAUUGAUAACUCUUAAUAAAAUUUUAGGUAAUGAUGGUAUUGAUUUAUUAUAAAAACUAUUAUGUAUUAAACCAGAAACCCGAUUAGAUAUCAUUGAGAUUGUGUAGCAUCCUUUUUUAAAUGCUUUUAGUCAAAAUACAUAGAUGUAUUAUAUAGAACCGAAGUUCAAGGAGUAUUUGGAAUUCCAAACAGAAAUCAAUCAAACUAUGCGGAGUACUUUAAUUGAUUGGUUGAUUGAUGUCUGCAUCCAUUUUGAAUUGAUGGAUGAGACAUUGCAUCUGUCAAUCAUUUACAUUGAUUUAGUUCUAUCAACAAUGAAAAUUAACAGGAAGGAUUUAUAAUUGAUUGGAGUUACUUCAUUAAAAUUAGCUGAUGUUUAUAAUGAAAGGUCUAAGGAAUAUUUCAAAUAAGAGAAUUGUAAUGCUUAUGCUUAUAUUACUGCAGAUGAAUACAAUGAAAAACAAAUAAUUGAUAUGGAAUAGCAAAUUCUCUCAAUUUUAGAUUAUAACUUAACUUACAGAACUCCAAUUUAAUUCUUAAAAAUUAUAAAUUCAAAAUUGAAAGUUUCAAAUGACUCAUAAAUGUUAUCUUACUUUUUCUGUGACUUUUUUAUUAUGGGAUAUGAAUAAUUAAUUAUUGAAAGAUAACUAUAUGCAAUUUGUUGCUUAUUGUUGGCUUUGAAUAUUAAGAAUGAAAAGAUAAAUUCAUCUUAGCAAUUUCAAUUUACUGAAAAAGAUGUAAUAGAAGCUUUUGAUAGAUUUUACAAUGUGUGGUAAUUUAUUAAGUUAUAACCACAAAUUAACUCGCUAGAAGCUUGUAUGCAGAGACAUAAACAUUUGAAUCCAAGAGACAUAUAGUUAAACAUCCCACCUUCAGAGUUUAUAACUUAAUUUUUAGGAUGA